Cuscuta europaea is the source of this 12673-nucleotide messenger RNA. The record is from the annotation of a GenBank genome assembly. Lineage: Eukaryota; Viridiplantae; Streptophyta; Magnoliopsida; Solanales; Convolvulaceae.
AAACAAUCCGCCCUUCCUUAUUCCAGAUCGGGUAUAACCAGCCUGAAUGAGUUAAAGCCUUAACUAUUUGUUUAGCAGGAUGUCAAACCUAGCCAAACAAAUUCAACGGUGCAGCGACAGGGGACGACCAAUGACCAGCGACGAGCGACCAGAGACGGACCCAACAGCAUACUCCUGGCCUUAAGUUGGACUAGCGACCAGCGGCAACUGGCGUGCGCGACUAUGGCGUAUAGUUGCAGCUGCUCGACGAUUGCAGGUCUUGAGCGAGCAUAUGACUUUGUUCGAGCAAGCAUAGGACGGCUUUCAAGCGAGCAAUAGGACGGCGUUGAUUGCAGGUACAGAAACUGAUGCCUUUUAUGUAGUAUUUAUAUAGGGAUAUCGAAGGCUAGUUCUUCACUUAAGGUAAUGCUGAAAUUAGUUUUGAAAACCUAAUAUUUAAUUCGUUUGAUUCAAAAGGCGAACUCCUCCAACUAGUUAUAUGAGGUAGCUAUUUGCUAAAGUGAUGUUGUACUCCAGUUUGAUUCAUUGCUUAUAUAAUUUUUUUAUUUCUGCAUUAGUCACAAUAGUCCUGUUUUUUUAUGCAGGCUAAGUGUUUGUUCAAAUGCAAAUAUGAUUAUUUCCUCGUACAAGCUAAAUGCAAAAAUACACAAUGUACUUCAUACUUGUAAGUAGGAUGCUAGUUGCUUUCUUUAAGCUAGCUACCCGAAAUGUGUCUUUUGAGAUCAUAGUAUGUACCUGUUUACUUUUGUGCCUAAUAAGAUGGUUGGUAAAUACUAUGCAUUUAUGCCAUUUUGCGUGUGUGCUUUGUAUGUUGAAGUGUUUUUUUGUAGAGUAAAAGAGUUCCAUUUUUAUAGCCUUGUUCUCACUGUACUUGCAGUUUUUGUUCUUUCUUUGGUCCAUCACAGCCAGUUAUAGCUCAAAGAGUAAUUCAAGAAAGCAAGGCCUUAUUAUAAAACCUGAUUUGACAGCCUCGUGAGGGCUAGUAAUCCUGUAUGUAUUAUAUACGAGUAUAUAUAUAUAUUAUCUGAUGAUGCUAUUCCGCCUCCUGCUCCUCCAAAACAUUCUUUUCCCAAACAGAUUUCUGCUCCUAGUCCGGGUAUGUCCUUUUUCUAUUUAUUAGUUUGUCAAUCAUAUCUGUCUAAUACACAUAGUACUUUAUGUAGACUUAUACAGUUAUUUUAUCGCAUUGAAGAAUCACGCUCAACAUAAUCUUUACCAAGGGAUAGGAAUCUCUCUAGCAGCAGCGUUGGGAGAAAACUUCCCAAUGGUCUUGAAGUGAGGAGGCCUCCUCUUCCAGGUGGCACACAAUUGUAACCUAAAGCAAGUUUACAUAAACCGGUCGGUGUCACCAAGCAAAAUCUUCCAGCAAAACAAUGUUGGGCCACGGAAGUGUAAAUAGGUCGGCCCAUCCCUAAGAGGCGGAAUCCAACUAAACAAUCUACCAACGAAGCGGAUAAGGGUGGACUUAGUAGGAGUGCUCAACUGAAUGACGGGACCUAGGGACUCGGCGACAUUUCCGGCGGGCAGUUGCACUAAACGGAUAGAGUUCUAUUGCUGUAUAAAUAGAGGAAAACCUAGAAUAGGGAGACACGAUCAACCUGGCUUGAUAAAAGAAGCAUUUGUAACACCAUUCCUUGUGGGAUAUAUUGAGAUUAAUACAUUUUCAUUCAUUAAUCCUUCGGUUUUCAUACUUUAUUUCUUGUACGAUCCCUACAUACAUAUAAAUUUAGAGUAGUUUAAUUCUUGCUUAAACAAUUUGGCGUCCACCGUGGGGCAUUGUGCAAGGAAAGAUCAUCAACCAUGACCGGAAGCAGCCCGUUGUUAGAGGAAAUCCACGCUCAAAUGGAGGCAGUUCGAACGGAGUUUCGCCGGGAAUUGGCGGAAAGGAUGGCACACCCCCAACGAGAGAACGAUCUAUUACGAUCCCAAGUUCAGUCAGCAGUCUCAAUCGCAUCCAACUCUAGGGGCAAUCGAAGGAACGAUCUUAUGCCCGUAGUCACAAGGCUAGAUUUGGAAUCCAUUCCGACGGCAACGGACACGCCCACCAUCGCUUCCGAGCCCAUAUCUCUCACGUUGGGCCUCUCACCGGCCGGGGAAUCACAAACCACCGUCAUAUCUCAAGUGAUACCGUACACGCCUCUCAUCCCUGAAACGACCCUUAUCCCAAGAAUUCCGACCUGCUUCUUCCCGGAGUCGUUGCGCCCGGGAUCAAGAAGGAUGGGGUUACAGGCGGCCACUCAAAGCCUACCCAUGACGUCAGGUGCGCUAUCCCCGACGGAGCCAUAUGUCACUCAUUACCAAAGCAGAACCCGUGACGAACCCGGACUGUCUGGUCUCAUGCAGGAAGGGACCCGGAGUAUAUUCGAUGAAUUGCCACCUGUAUUUCAGGCACAACGGCAGCGUAGACCAACUGCGUCAGCGGGGCAGAAUCGUGGAGGACGUCGCCCUGAGGUCAUAAUCAUUCCGUCGCCAACCCGUCCCGAAGCAACCCCGAUGGCAGGAUUGACAGUCUCGGCGCCGGAAUCCACUCAGCCAGUCCAGGUGGAUCCGAUAGCAAUGAUUAUGGAGCAACUCCGACAGAUGCAGGAUAAGAUCAACGGAUUGCCCGGAGUACCCCUUCCGUUGGAUCGGGCCUCAAAGACAUGUUAUGCGGACUCGCCCUUCAGCAGACAGAUUACAGAUGUCGAAGUGCCACGCAAAUUCAACGUUCCCUCCAUGAAAAUGUUCGACGGCACGUCUGAUCCGGUGGAACAUGUCGCCCAAUACAAACAGCGAAUGCUUGCCGUAUCGCUCCGACCGGAUCAAAGGGAAGCAUGCAUGUGUCGCGGUUUCGGGGCAACAUUAGCUGGCCCAGCGCUCAAAUGGUUUGUCAAUCUGCCUAAUGAGGGUAUCGAGUCAUUUGCAGAAUUGGUCGAUUCAUUCAAUCAUCAGUUCGCGAGUAGUCGAAUACUUGAAAAACAGACUAGCGACCUCUACAGAAUCAUACAGCGACGCGGCGAAUCGUUACGGGAUUACCUACACCGUUUUAACAAAGAAAAAGUUUCCAUUCCACGGUGCGAUAUACCAACAGCAGUUGAAGCGUUUCGGAGAGGCCUAUCCGACGACUCAGAAUUAUACCGGGAAUUGACGAAAUACCCGUGCAGAACCUUUGAAGACGUCGAGGCUAAAACCUUGGCCUUCAUCAGGCUGGAAGAAGAUCAGCAGACGCGACAUCGGCAGGAUGCAUAUGACGGAGGGCAACGUAAAUCAAGCACAUCCAAAAAACACGAUUACAGGACCGGAAAACCCUAUGUCAGAACCGAGGAUAGACCGGUCUCGUCGAUAGUAAAUUGGCUCGAUGAUCCAGACUUACCACCAGUAAUCAAUGACUAUUGUUUCAAUGUUGCCACUCCGGGCCUCAUUCACUCUCUGGAAAAAUUGGGGGAAAAGGUCAUAUGGCCUCGAAGGACGGACAAACCAGCGGGACGUCGAGACCCGAAUAAACGUUGUGAUUUCCACGGCGAUAUCGGACACAACACGGAAGAUUGCGUCGCAUUAAGGAAGGAGGUGGCCUAUUUGCUGAAAAACGGUUAUCUGACGGAGAUCAUGUCUGAACGCACCAAAUCACUGUUAGGACGGGAUGGUAAGGCGUCACCGGAUGAGUCUAGGCCGCCUUCACCCUCUGCGCCAUGUAAGGUAAUCAACUUUAUUAAUGGUGGAUCUGAUUUAUGUGGACUAACAUAUUCUGCAGCAAAAAGACACGCCCGGGAUUACACCCGAGACAAGUCGUUGCAGGUUUAUAGGAUCGGAAAACGUCAAGAGGAAUGGAGGAAUGCGUCAAUCACAUUUGACGAAACGGACAUUUCUGAUCCGGUACAGUCUCAUCACGAUACAUUGGUGGUCUCCCUUAGAGUGGCAAACUAUGAAGUCAAACGAAUCCUCGUGGACAACGGGAGCACCGCGAAUAUUACCACCAUGAAAACGUUGGAAGAACUGGGGGCCAAGGAGGAAGAUAUAACAGGUUCCGGGUCAAGCUUGGUCGGAUUCAAUGGAGAGCCAAGCAGAACCGUAGGUAAUAUUUCUUUACCCGUAUAUACCCAUGGUCUAAACAUGCAGGUCAAAUUCGACGUGGUCGAAAGCAUACCAGCGUACAACAUGAUCUUGGGAACUCCUUGGUUGCAUCAAAUGGGAGCAAUUCCAUCGACUUAUCAUCAAAUAAUCAAGUUCCCAACGCCGUGGGGAGUACAAAGCAUCAAGGGGGAUCGACAAUCAGCCAAAUCCUGCUACCAAACGGCGAUGAAGCCAACUGCGGACCAAACUGCCUCCACGAUCGCAUAGCAAUUAAAGGGUGGCCCCGCUCUGGUGGAAGAUGACGACAAAACAGAAGAAGUCGCCAUCGACUCAGAACAUCCAGAAAGGGUCAUCCGCAUCGGGAAAGACAUACCAAAGCACCUCAAAGACGAACUGAUAAACUUCCUCAAAGAACAUAAGGACGUGUUUGCAUGGAGCCACGACGACAUGACAGGUAUUGAUCCUAACAUCAUAACUCACAGGUUAAACGUCAGCCCAUUACACAAACCCGUCAGACAAAAAAGAAGACGCUUUGCAAAAGAAAGGAAUGCCAUUAUAAACCAGGAAGUUGAUACGCUGCUCCGAACCGGCAAGGUAAAGGAGGUAAAGUAUCCCGAUUGGUUAGCUAAUGUUGUUGUUGUUCAGAAAAAGAAAGGGCAGGAAGAAGGCAAGCCAGUCAAAUGGAGAGUCUGUGUGGACUUCACUGACCUGAACAAAGCGUGUCCCAAAGAUUCAUUUCCAAUGCCACACAUUGACGCUUUGGCUGACGCUACGGCCGGGCAUGAAAUGUUAUCCUUCAUGGACGCAUUCAGUGGAUACCAUCAAAUACAGCUUCACCCUGAUGACCAAGAAAGCACAGCCUUCAUCACUGAAACAGGUACGUAUUGUUAUAUUGUUAUGCCUUUUGGACUAAAAAAUGCAGGCGCGACGUUUCAGAGACUAGUCACCUUAAUGUUCAAAGAUCUAAUGGGGGACACCAUGGAAGUUUAUAUCGACAUGAUCGUCAAAUCAAAGAAAAAAGAGGAUCAUAUCUAUCAUUUGAUGGAACCCUUCAGAAGACUGAAAAAGUACAAUUUGAAGAUCAAUCCAGCGAAAUGUACUUUCGGAGUGACGUCAGGAGAAUUUUUGGGAUAUAUCGUCAGUGAACGAGGAAUAGAGGCGAGCUCGGAACAGAUACGAGCAAUUAUUGACAUUGAACCUCCAAAAUCCGUCAAAGAUAUCCAGAGGUUGACAGGACGAAUUGCGGCUUUGAAUCGUUUCAUUUCAAAAUCGUCAGACAGGUGCCAUUUGUUUUAUGACGUCUUGAGAAAAAACAAAAAAUUCGAAUGGACAGAUCGACACGAACAGGCGCUUCAACAAUUAAAAGAAUAUAUGAUGUCACCACCAUUGCUCGCAAAGCCUAAAAAUGACGAAGAGCUACAACUCUAUCUGGCCGUUUCAGAGCACGCCGUCAGCGCAGUACUGACAAAAGAGGAGCAGGGUCAGGAAACUCCAGUCUAUUACGUAAGUAAAUCCCUAAAUGGACCGGAAUCCAGGUAUGCUUUACUUGAGAAAUUAGUUUUAGCUUUGAUCGUUGCUUCGAUUAAAUUACGUCCUUAUUUUGAAUCACAUACCAUUUGUGUUAGAACUAACUAUCCCAUGAAGUCAAUCAUGAGGAAACCGGAAUUAACAGGUCGCAUGGCUAAAUGGUCGAUUCAACUUGGAGCUUAUGACAUAAGAUUCGAACCAAGAACAGCCUUGAAAUCACAGUCACUUGCAGAUUUUGUGGCAGACUUCAAUCCAAAGCUCCAAGAGGAAGCAGAAAAAGAGAUUUGCACUCUGAUCGAUGGAUUCCCAAAGCAAAAAUGGACAUUGCACACUGACGGAGCGUCAAACCAAAACGGCGCAGGUCUGGGCGUGAUACUGAAGUCACCACAGGGGGACACCAUGCUCCAAGCAGUACACUGCAAUUUCACCGCUACGAACAAUGAGGCAGAAUACGAGGCGCUAAUCGUCGGACUCACAUUGGCAAGGGACUUGGGUGUCAAAAUCUUGGAGUUAAAAUGUGAUUCUUUACUGAUAAUCAAUCAAACUAACGGUGUGUAUGCAGCAAAGGACCCCAAGAUGACAUCUUAUUUGCAAAUUGUCCGAGAAUUGAUAACGGCAUUCGACGAAAUAACCCUUGAACAAAUCCCACGCGAGGAAAACACACAAGCUGAUGCUCUGGCCGCCGUCGGAUCAUGUCUAGGGGCAGAAAUCAAUCGCAACAUCCCCUAUGUGCACUUGAUGAGCCCAACAAUUUUCAGAUCAGAGGUUGCCUCUACCAUUAAGACCCCGGCACAAGACGAUUGGACACAACAAUACGUAGCAUACUUAAAACACAAUACUCUCCCAGAGGACAGAAAAAGGCCAAGGCUUUACUAUCUAAGGCAAGUAAGUUUUUACUGAUUGAUGAUGUGCUAUUUAAAAGAUCUGUCGCAGGUCCACUCCAAAGAUGUCUCGCACCGCAAGAAGCCGCCAAAAUUUUGAAAAACCUUCAUGAGGGGGAAUGCGGCAAUCACGCAGCAGGGCGAAGUCUGUCUAACAAAGCUCUUAGAUUCGGUUAUUACUGGCCGACCAUGAGAGAAGAUGCAACCACCUUCACCCAAAGAUGCAAGCCUUGUCAGAUGCAUGGACCAAUCCGUCAUCAGCCUUCCGAGACGCUUCAUCCAAUUCUAUCACCGUGGCCCUUUAUGAAGUGGGGCAUGGAUAUUGUAGGAAAAUUGCCAGAGGCACCGGGGCAGAAAGUAUAUAUGCUAGCAAUGACGGAUUACUUUUCGAAAUGGGUGGAGGCUGAGCCUUUUCGGCAGAUACGAGAUGACCAGGUGAUUUCGUUUAUUAAGAGAAAUAUCCUUUGCAGAUUCGGCGUUCCUUCAGAAAUCGUUUGUGACAACGGAUCUCAGUUCAUAAGCGCUAAAACCAGACGCUUUUGUGAGAAAUACAAUAUCAAAUUGGAAACGUCGACACCUAGGUACCCGCAGUCUAAUGGACAGGCCGAGUCUAGCAACAAGAUUAUCAUUGCCAACUUAAAGAAAAGGCUUGAAAAGGCGCAAGGCCGAUGGGCUGACGAAUUGCCCUUAAUACUCUAGGCAGACAGGACAACUCCGAAAAAUGCAACCGGACAAACUCCAUUCUCUCUGGUGCAUGGCUGCGAAGCGGUCAUUCCUGCCGAGAUUGAAAUACCUUCUUCGAGUUAUGGACUCAUGAUGGGGGAAUUGAACAAUGUGGAGUUGGUGCACGACUUGGAUACCAUUGACGAGAUCCGUGAACGAGCCAAGAUCCGUUUGCAGACAUAUCAACAAAUGGUGGCAAAAAGCUAUAAUAAAAAUGUUCGGGCAAAGGUAUUUCAAAAGGGAGAUUGGGUCUUGAGGAGAGCAUUUUGCAAUGAAGCAGCCGGAAAAUUUAGUCCUAAUUGGGAAGGACCUUACAGAAUCAUUGAUGUCAUCGGUCAGGGGGCAUACUGCCUGGAGUCAAUCGAUGGUAAACAAGUCCCUCGAAGUUGGAAUGCGGUACAUUUAAAGCGUUUCCAUUUUAAAAAAAAAAAGUUUCUUUCCUUUUCUGCAUUUCUAUCCCUAUUACUAAAUAACUAACUUGGUCGUCGGAGGGCCGUUGGCUUAAGGCCAACGACCAAUCCUGACGAUAAUUGUAAAUACAGGAAGGCACACAAAAAUGGCCAAGUCACAGGUAAUUAGUUACAGUUCAUGUAAUCUUGAAUAUAGUAAAUACAAUUCAUCAUUCACUAACUUGACCGUCGGAGGGCCGUUGGCCCCAAACCAACGGCCGGUCCCAACGGAACGGUAUCAUCGCAGGACUAUGACAGGUUAAGAUCAAAAUACCAGGUGACCAAAUACCAGAACAACAGAUAGAACAUCAGAUCUGCUCAUGACAAAAACAUCAACAUACAGGGGACAUGGGACUCAUUAUGAAAAAUCCAUAAAUGAAGCUCCAUGAAACCGAGUACUUUUUGGCCAAAACACAUACGCGUUUGUGACACAACAAGACAUAUUGCACACAUAAAUAGCAGACAUGCAUACACAACAGAGUACACAUAAACAAAAUUAUGAUCCCAACAAUAGCAAAAACAGUGACAGAUCCACAUAGUGGUGUGGACAGGGCCAGCCUAAACCGCCAAGCAUGAAGCUUGUGAGCAGCGUGAUAAGGCGUUAAGUCCCAGAUAAACCACCGGGAACCCUUAACGCAAAGCGCAAAGUGUCAGAGUAAUUCAAAAGUAGGGAGUGUUUGUAAUCCAGCGAGAAAAAGGGGAGCAUAACCAGUUGACCGGUAAACAUUAAAGAUCAAUAUCAUCGUCAGAGUGACCCACCUCGAAGCCGUCUUCUCCUACAGGAGGAUCCAUCUCUUCCCUCAACUUAUUCCAUGUAGCUACGUCCCGUUCCGCUGAUUGGUGUGUCAUUUCUCCUUUAAUAAAGGAUGUCAUUAACUCACCCCUGGUCUUCCAGACAUAAUAGCAAGCGGCGUCAAUUACUUCUUGCUUCUUUUUUCGACCAUAAGCCUCCAAGGAUUUGGCUCUGGCAUUGAGCUACAGAAUCUGGGCAGAUUGAGUAGAAUUUUUGUCUUCCAAUUCUCGAACUAACUUUGCACUCUUAUCAAGAGAAGAUACUAGGGAAGUCUCCUUCUAUUUCAAUUCAUCAACGGCUUUCUCUAAUGAAGAUACACGAGCAGCAGCAACAAGGCUCGCUUGAAUACUCUGAAAAAAGACAAGACAGUUUAAUCAAGAGAAAAAAGGAAGGGAGUUCAUUAAGCAUGGUGGUCCAUCAGCACCUGAAACGCAUAAGCGGAGGAGGCAGCAAUGACACCGGUAGGAGGCAAGCAGUCAAAAAAGGAAGUAGCAGAGGCCAAUUGAAAUUGGGCCAUCUCGUCUUUCAUAAUCAGAGCGUCCUUCAGUUCACAAAAUUCCGAGGAAAGUGAUAAGUGCAUAGCUUGUGGCGGCUUCGUUCGGGUAUCAACCCCAUGUUCCGCAUUAGGGGUAUCAGGAGUGGUAGCGGUAUCAGGCAUUGGGUAUUUGGGGAUCUUUGGAGGAUUUGCUGAUAAUUUAGAGGGCAUCCUUUUCCUCCUCGAUGCCAUAGCCAACAAAUCAUGGUCAGAAGGAACGGAACGAGAAGUACUCGAUGAAGUAGCUACACAAAUUAAGGAGAACAGAAGUUAAGACUAAUAGAUCCAACGAUAAUAAAGAAGAGCGUAAAUCUCAGAGAAUACCUGUAAUAGGAGUAGAAUUCUUGAAUGGAGGCAUGGGGGUGCUUUUAGCAGUAGGAAACACGACUUGAAGGGGAACGAAAGCACUCAUACCAUCGCCGUCAUCUUUGGAAGCUUCAGAUCCUUGACCUGAAUCUUCUACGGAAACGACAUGUGAAUUCUGAUUCAAAUCAUGUGCGGUGGGAGUAUGCCUACGAGAUCGCCUUAACCCCGCACAAUCAGACUCAACGGGAAGAGGUGACGUACCUUGAAAGUCUGAUACCAGAUUCACAUAAGUUCGAUCCUCGACAGGGAACGAAAGGAUCUUGGCGUUUCUCUCCUCAGAAUGCAGACCGGGAACCAGUGGGAUAGUCUUCCUCUCUGCGCGACACAGAGGAACAAUGCUAAAUACAUCAAGUUUCAUACAUAUAUCCAAGAACGCAAAAAUAUUCUGAAAUUACCCAUUUCCAAUAUCUACACUAGAGGUUACGAAUCAAAUAACAAAAGUUGAAGACGGAAAUCAACCGAACAAAUCACGAAACACGAUUCGAAAGAGAAACUAACCUUUGUGUAAAUUCUCCUCCAAGAAUGAUCCAUCAGAACCUAGAGAUUCUUUAUUUACAAAGAAGUACAAAUUCAUCCAUCCCCGGUCAUUAGCUUUGUCCACCUUGUGAAUUAGAGCUUCUUUCCCUUCUUUCACUGCUAAAGUGAAGCGACCGGCUCCUGAGGAUCUGAGGUCAUAGGUAAAACCCAAGUCUUCAAAACCCAGGGCCAGACUAUGUUUCUCACUCAAGACCUCUAAAGCUCUAAGUACUCUCCAUACUUGGGGCAUGAUUUGGGAAGGUGAUACUCUGACGAAAGCAAGAAAGUCUCGGACUAAAUGAGAGAAUGGGAAUUUCAUACCUAUCUUGAAAGGGUACAUCAGAAAGUUUACCCAACCAUCACAGAACCAAUCUAUCCUCUCGUUCGCUGCUGGAAAGCGAAUAACCGCAUCAUGAGGAAAGCCGAUGGAAGAUCUGAUAAAGUCGACAUGAUGUUCGGAAAGUUUCGCUUGCUUGGAGUUCUUCGGAUCUAAAAUAUGUUGCGGAAUGAAGGGUUGUGAAGCCAUGAAGAACCAAGGUGUUGGCCAGGAUUUGAAGAGAAUCGAAAGGUAGAGAUAGGAAAUAUUUCUUGCUGAACUGAUUCACUUAGGGAGGAAGAGGUGAGUAAUUGAUUGAUACUGAACGGCUGACGGCCUUACACCUUCCGAGGCAAUGUCAUGAUGAAAAUUCAAAUAAACGGUUGGCUUUUAACUUUUUUGAAAUUGGCGCCCUCCUCUUCUUUGAAUUGGGGGCAAUUGUUGGGCCACGGAAGUGUAAAUAGGUCGGCCCAUCCCUAAGAGGCGGAAUCCAACUAAACAAUCUACCAACGAAGCGGAUAAGGGUGGACUUAGUAGGAGUGCUCAACUGAAUGACGGGACCUAGGGACUCGGCGACAUUUCCGGCGGGCAGUUGCACUAAACGGAUAGAGUUCUAUUGCUGUAUAAAUAGAGGAAAACCUAGAAUAGGGAGACACGAUCAACCUGGCUUGAUAAAAGAAGCAUUUGUAACACCAUUCCUUGUGGGAUAUAUUGAGAUUAAUACAUUUUCAUUCAUUAAUCCUUCGGUUUUCAUACUUUAUUUCUUGUACGAUCCCUACAUACAUAUAAAUUUAGAGUAGUUUAAUUCUUGCUUAAACAGACAACCUAUUAAAAGCAAUGUCAAUGGUCGUACUCAGCUCGUACAGAAAAGUCUUCCUUCAAAGGCUUCAACAUCAUACGUAAAGAGACCAUUGCCUAACUUGCCCAGAUCAAAUCCUUCGAAAUAACAACAUACUGCCAAUUCAAAGCAAGCUUUGUUGGAAAAAAAGGCAUCUCAAGAAUCUAGCAAGUCUAAGAUGAUUCAAAAACCAUCAACUAGGACAUCCUCAAGAUUCCCCAUGUGGCAAUGCAGAAACAUGCAAUGCCCUCCUCUAGACCUCAACAUUUUGUUUUUAGCGUCAUGGGGAAAUGAUGUUUUUUGAGACUAAAGUUUGUAGUGUGUUUUUAUAUGCAUUUAUAGUUCUGAAAUGAUAUAGGGCAAUGUGUUUUUUGCAGGUAUAAUCCCAACAAAUAUGUUGGCGAUGAUGAUGAUCGUAAUAUGUUGGCUACUUUUGAGGAAGAGGGAUGGCACAGGAAUCAUUGGCAAAGCAACAGUGGAGGUAGAAGCAGUAGCAACAGUGGGGUUACUCUUGAUGGUAAGGAGAUACCGGUGUGUGAUAUGUUCCGUUACUUGGGAUCCAUAAUUCAGAAGGAUUGUGAAUUAUAUGGAGAUGUAUGUCAUAGAAUCAUAGCUGGGUGGAUGAAAUGGAAAAGUGCUUCAGGAUUUCUAUGCGAUCGAGGUAUGCCGACUAAACUGAAAGGUAAAUUUUAUCGUACCGCAAUUAGGUCGGCAUUAAUGUAUGGCGUAGAGUGUUGGGCGGUGAAGCAAUGCCACAUUCAAAAGAUGAGUGUGACAGAGAUGCGUAUGUUGUGUUGGAUGUGUGGACAUACCAGAAAAGACCGCCUGAGGAAUGAGGUAAUCAGAUAAAAGGUGGGAGUAGCACCUAUAGAAGAUAAGAUGCAGGAGUCUCGUUUGUGGUGGUUUGGGCAUGUGCAUAGAAGACCGAGUGAUGCACCUGUUAGACGACUUGAGGGGUGGGGAGAAGAGUCAGAGAAGAGAGAGAGGGGAAGACCCAAAGAGACUUGGAUUAGAGUAAUCAGAACUGAUAUGCGUCUUCUUGGGUUGGAUGAGAGACAAAGAGUAUGGCUUUGGAGAGAGCAAAGUGGAGGGCGCACAUCCAUGUGGACGAUUGAUGUCUUGUCUACCUUUCCUCUUUUGUUUCUUUUAUCGUUUAUCUUCCUUAUCUUUUUAUACUCUUAUGUUAUUUUUAUCUUCUAGCUUUUUUAUGCUCUUUUAGUUAUUUUUCUUUUAUCUUGGUUAUAUUCUUGUGUUAUUGUUAUCUUAUAUUUAUGUAUCUUUAUUUUAUUCAUUUUAUCUUACUUUUUUUUUCCUUUUCUUGUCCGCCUUCUCUUUUUGGCAUCGAUAUCAUAGAUCGAUUCAUGUUAGCCGACCCCAAAUUCUUUUGGGUUUAAGGCUUGGAUGUUUUUGUUGUUGUUGUACAGGAAUCAUUGGCAGCUCUUUAUUCUCUCUCAUGUCCAAAACACUAUUGUCUUCUUGUGUUCUUUGGGGAAUAAGCCAAAUAGAAAAUUCAAAAAUAGUAUUGAUGCGUAAGUAUUUUGUACACUCCGUUUUGUUUAAUUGUGGAAUAUAUAUUGUAUAUCUUAAUUACAUAAAUAACUUAUUAUAUAUAUAUAUAUAAUAUUAUAAAUUACAUAGUGCAAUGGAGGCAAGCCGUAGGCUCAACUCAUGUUAUGUUA